This is a messenger RNA of Leguminivora glycinivorella, 1286 nucleotides long. RefSeq lists its product as uncharacterized. NCBI's taxonomy places the organism in Eukaryota, Metazoa, Arthropoda, Insecta, Lepidoptera, Tortricidae. The record is from RefSeq and is a predicted model, not a curated record. The coding region runs from base 315 to 1286 and encodes 323 amino acids. The transcript has 2 exons.
UGCUGUCAAACACUUCGCUCAAAUCAACUCUCCGUUAAUAAAAUCCUAUUAUUACUAUUUUAGUGUUUUUUCGGAGUAAUUUGUUGCUUAAAUCGUCAAUUAUCGGCAUCAAUUUAAGCUGAUCAAAAUACAAUAGUGCUUCCUAGCGAAAUAAGUGCGAAAAUUAUCAUUAUAAAAAGUGCAGUGCGCGUCCCCCGUACCACGACACCGCCUCGGGCAAGGAAGUCGCUAUCGCUCGCGCGGCUCGCAAUACUAAUCUCUGCAUUUGAUCGUCAAGUUGCGCUUUUGUGGUACAGGGCACCUUCAAAACUACAAUGUCACCCAAGAUCAAAACAAAGAUAUGUUCUGGCUGUGAUGGGGGAAUAUCGGACACUAAAAAUAUGCUGAUAUGUAAAACGGGAGCCUGUCAAAAGGUCUUUUGCAAACUUUGCAUUCCAAUUGAACUAUCUUUGGCAGAAAAAAAUGUCUGGACAUGCCCAAAUUGCAAAGCUACGUCGAAAAGAGGCGGCGAUAACUCCUCGACUCCUGUUCGUACGACGCAGUACGAUUGUAACGUCACAAUGCGUAAACAAAACAAAACGUCUCAACAACUACAGUCUACAACGGGAUCGGGACCAGAGGUGGACAAGUCGACGGCGGAACCCGCAAUGCCCCAGACACCUUCUCUAGGGACUCCCGGUGAUCUGACUGAGCUAACGUCAGAAAUAAAACUUUUACGUGGUGACAUGUCAAACCUCAGGAACCAACUAUCUUCUGCUUUGGACUCCCUGGCUAAGUGCCAAACCCGUAUGGAUGAAAUAAACGGCAAACUCGCAGACACCGAGCGCCGGCUGCAGGCUUUGGAGGACCAGCAAUCGCAAAAUGUACGCAUUAAGGCUACAUUACAGGACCUUGAAAACAAGUACAACAUGCAAGCACAACUUGCUUUAAGAAAUGAAAUAGAAAUCAUCGGUUGCCCAGAAAUCAAAAACGAAAAUCUACAUCACACUACAAUGGCCAUAGCCACCAAGAUUGGUAUCAGUGUAUCGGAACUAGACAUAGACUUUGUUUCAAGAGUGGGACCCAUAAGAAAACAAUCCAGCAACGAGUCUAGCCAAGCACCACGGCCUGUGAUUGUACGUUUUGCCCGCCGGAAGGACCAGAGAGCGGGCGGGCCAGGCAAACUUCAAAUACUGUUGGACUCGAAGUGGAUUCAUCUACAGAAGAAAGCGAGACGGUGCAGAGGCCAUCAAGAUCACCAGCUACGACUGUAUCGACCGCGUCUUUGGAUCUCCACAGCAGCCUAA